GGGUUGUAAGAUGCUAACAAAACACGUUCACCUUUACACAAUUUCAGGGAAAGGUGUUUUGGCGUUUGGCUUCAGUCCCUGCCAAAGAAAGCCCAGUUUCCUUCUCCUCUUUUUCCAGUGGUGAAACUCUUUGGGGUUUACCAGGAAGCCUCUGUGGCUGGUAAUGCCUUUAUGUCGCUUAGCCUCUCGAAGACGUCCAAAGUUCUGAGCUUGUACGCCUUUCAAAGAACAGAAUCUACACUCUUCUGAGGCCGACACAGUAGAACGUCAAGACUGUCUGAGACCUUCUCAGGGAUUCCGGAAAGUGAAAACCAGGGAAGUUGGGCACUUCCGCAUCAGGGGAGCGAGGCUCUGUCCGUUUUCCGCUCGAACCUUGGGGGGAAGUGUAGUGUAGGAGGGCGAUACUGUAGCCGGUACACGCACGCAGACAGACACACACACACACACACACACACACACACACACACACACACACACAAUUCCUUGUGGGACAUGUAGUCCAGAGCUCGUGCCGGCACACACACCCACACACACCCUUGCAUUCUGGGACAUGUAGUCCAGAGCUCGUGCCGGUAGACACACCCGCACCCACCCUUGCAUUCUGGGACAUGUAGUCCAGAGCUCGUAAACUCGUGUAGUCUCAUAUACUGCAGCUACAGUAAUGCCGCUCUGUAAACGUUUCCCCGCGGAAUUCUGGGAAAUGUGGUCCAGGAGCUCCGGGUUAGUCGCAGGCACUUCCGCCCCAGGAGGACAACGUAGCAGCCAUCUUUUGCCUGAUUAUGGUGUUUCAGGUCCGCUCUUCACGACCCAUUCAAGCUUCCACGACAUGCGCCUGGGGCCAACAUUUCCAGACCUUUCAUUUGGGGAGAAAGAGGAGGAGCGGCUAAAAGCGGAGGUUUGAGGGCCUAGGGUGGUGAUGUACGUCCCCCGGGCGGAGCUUCUUUGCGUUUGCCCUGACUUCUCAAAAAGCACUGCACGGAGGAAGAGGCAACAGAGCCCCACGACUCUGCACUUUCCCAGAAGGAGAGAGAAAAUGAGCACAUUCCAGGAGGCGGUGACCUUCAAGGACGUGGCCGUGGCCUUCACCGAGGAGGAGCUGGGGCUGCUGGACUUGGCCCAGAGGAAGCUGUACCAGGAUGUGAUGGUAGAAAACUUCCGGAACCUGGUCUCAGUGGAAGAAAACAAUCAAAGUGAGUUGAGGGCCGUUCAAGACAGAGGAUCACGUGAAGACCUUUCCUGCCGGCAAAUCUGGCAACAAAUUGCAAGUGACUUAACCAGAUGCCAAGACUCCGUGAUAAAUAGUUGUCAGUUCCACAAACAAGGUGAUUCCCCCUGCCAGGGUGGGGCAGGACUCUCUAUUCAAAUUUCUGAAGAUGAGAACCAUAUAUUAAAUGAUAAAGCGGGUGAUCCCAGUAGUACUGGAAAUCCAAGGUGUGCAACUCUGAGAGCCCAGGAUUCCUGGAGGAAAACUUCAUUGACUGAGUUGCAGAAUUAUCAGAAUAGACACCAGCAAAUUUCCAUGAAAAAUAAACUGUGUCAGUGUAAAGAGGAUGUUGACACCAUCAGUUGGAUUUCACAUCACCUUGAUGCUCAUGGAGUACACAAGGGUCAAAAAUCUUACAGCUACAGUGAUUAUAGAAAAGAUAGCACGAGGGUUUCAACACUGGAUCAGAAAACUAUGAUUCACACAGGACAAAAACCUUACCAGUGUAACGAAUAUAAAAAAACCUUCACCAAUCUCUCCACCUUUGAUCUUCACCAGCAAUUACACUCAAAAGAGAAGUCUCAUAUGUGCAGUGAGUGUGGAAAAGGCUUCCGUUACAGCUCGGUUCUUCAUAUUCAUCAGAGAGUUCACGUGGGAGGAAAACGCAGUGAGUGUGAUGAGUGUGGCAAGGAGUUCAGUCAGAGCUCACAGCUGCAGACUCCUCAGAAAGUCCACACUGUAGAGAAACCGUUCAAAUGUGGGGAAUGUGGGAAAGGCUUCAGUCGUAGGUCAGCACUUACUGUUCAUUGUAAAGUCCACACGGGAGAGAAACCUUAUAAUUGUGAGGAGUGCGGGAGGGCCUUCAGUCAGGCCUCUCACCUUCAGGACCAUCAGAGAGUCCACACUGGGGAGAAACCAUUCAAAUGUGACAUGUGCGAUAAGAGCUUCAGUCGGAAUUCACACCUUCAGUCUCAUCAGAGAGUCCAUACGGGAGAGAAGCCAUACAAAUGUGAGGAGUGUGGGAAGGGCUUCAUUUGUAGCUCAAAUCUAUACAUUCAUCAGAGGGUCCACACAGGAGAAAAACCCUACAAAUGUGAGGAAUGUGGGAAAGGCUUUAGUCGGCCUUCAAGUCUUCAGGCCCAUCAGGGGGUCCACACUGGAGAGAAAUCAUACAUAUGUAAUGUGUGUGGUAAAGGCUUUACUCUGAGUUCAAACCUUCAGGCACAUCAAAGAGUCCAUACAGGAGAGAAACCAUACAAAUGUGAUGAGUGUGGGAAGAGCUUCAGGAGGAACUCCCAUUAUCAAGUUCAUCUGGUUGUCCACACAGGGGAGAAGCCCUAUAAAUGUGAGGUAUGUGGGAAGGGCUUCAGUCAGAGUUCAUAUCUUCAAAUCCAUCAGAAGGCCCACAGCAUAGAGAAACCUUACAAGUGUGAGGAGUGUGGGCAAGGCUUCAAUCAGAGUUCACGACUUCAGAUUCACCAGCUGAUCCAUACCGGUGAGAAACCAUACAAAUGUGAAGAGUGUGGGAAGGGAUUCAGUCGAAGAGCAGAUCUUAAAAUUCACUGCAGAAUCCACACCGGAGAGAAACCGUAUAAUUGUGAGGAGUGUGGGAAAGUCUUCAGGCAGGCCUCAAAUCUUCUGGCCCAUCAGAGAGUCCACAGCGGAGAAAAACCAUUCAAAUGUGAAGAGUGUGGGAAGAGCUUCGGUCGGAGUUCACACCUUCAAGCCCAUCAAAAAGUCCACACUGGAGAAAAGCCAUACAAAUGUGAGGAGUGUGGGAAGGGCUUCAAGUGGAGCCUGAACCUCGACAUGCAUCAGAGGGUCCACACAGGAGAGAAACCAUAUAAGUGUGGGGAGUGUGGGAAGCACUUCAGUCAGGCCUCAAGUCUUCAGCUUCAUCAGAGUGUCCACACUGGAGAGAAGCCGUACAGAUGUGACAGAUGCAGUAAGGUCUUCAGUCGGUCUUCACAGUUACAGUCUCAUCAGAGAGUGCACACAGGGGAGAAGCCUUACAAGUGUGAGACCUGUGGUAAGAGCUUCAGUUGGCGCUCCAAUCUAACAAUUCAUCACAGAAUCCAUGCUACUGAUAAAUCCUAUAAAAGUGAUAGGAAUGGUAAGACCAUCAGAGAGCCCACACAGGAAAAAAGUUCCAUAAAAUGAUUAAAAAAAAAAACA
Molecule: messenger RNA, 3379 nt
Organism: Balaenoptera ricei (Rice's whale)
Lineage: Eukaryota; Metazoa; Chordata; Mammalia; Artiodactyla; Balaenopteridae
Product: zinc finger protein 226-like
Exons: 5
Coding region: 917-3364 (815 amino acids)
Biological process (GO): regulation of transcription by RNA polymerase II
Molecular function (GO): DNA-binding transcription factor activity, RNA polymerase II-specific; RNA polymerase II cis-regulatory region sequence-specific DNA binding
Source: RefSeq, a predicted model, not a curated record